GCGUGGCUUGAGGCGGCCUAGCCUCCGCCUACCCGUCUCUGAAGCGCGGAGGCGGCGGCGGAGGGACUCUACGCGCGCUGGCCGCGCUCGCUGCCCAGCAGAAGUCGCAGCUGCAAUCAGCUCCAGGCCGGGGCCAUGGGAGCCCUGCGCCACCCGGGUCAUGAGGACGGAGGCAGAGGCAGCGGGGCAGCCGCUCGAGCCCGGGGACUUUGUGCAGCUGCCUGUGCCCAUCAUCCAGCAGCUGUACCACUGGGACUGCGGCCUGGCCUGCUCCAGGAUGGUGCUUCGGUACCUGGGCCAGCUAGACGACGGGGAGUUUGAAAAUGCCCUGCAGGAGCUGCAGCUGACCAGGAGCAUCUGGACCAUCGACCUGGCCUACCUGAUGCGCCACUUUGGUGUGAGACACCGCUUCUGUACCCAGACUCUGGGUGUUGACAAGGGUUACAAGAACCAGUCCUUCUACAGGAAGCACUUUGACACAGAGGAGACCCGGGUAAACAAGCUGUUUGCACAAGCCAAGGCCUGCAAGGUGCGAGUGGAGAAAUGCACAGUGAGCGUGCAGGACAUCCAGGCACACCUGGCGCAGGGCCACGUGGCUAUCGUGUUGGUGAACUCAGGGGUGCUGCACUGUGACCUGUGCUCCAGCCCUGUCAAGUACUGCUGCUUCACCCCCAGUGGCCACCGCUGUUUCUGCCGCAGCCCCGACUACCAGGGCCACUUCAUCGUUCUGCGUGGCUACAACAGGGCUACUGGGUGCAUCUUCUACAACAACCCAGCCUAUGCUGACCCAGGAAUGUGCAGCACCAGCAUCAGCAACUUUGAGGAGGCCAGAACCAGCUAUGGCACAGAUGAGGACAUCCUCUUUGUCUACCUGGACAGCUGACGGCAGGAGCUGGGCACGGCAGGUCCUCAGACCCUGUGUCCUUCCCCAGUCAGGCCCACUCAGGAUGACCACACCCAGGGCUGCUGGGGCUGGGCUUCAGAACUGUAGUCUCAGCCUGUUUGACGAAGACUUUAGGAACUCUGACUGCUUUGUCCACCAGUGUCAUCAUGCCACUUACCCUUAACACCCUGUAGUUGCUGGAGACAACCCAAGAGCAUCGAGGGGGAGUGUCUCCCAAGACCCUGAGUCCGACUCCAGCUGUGCACAGAGGAAGACCCCAGAUCUGACUCCAGCUACUCCCAAGACAAGGGGAGAGAAGCAUGUGUGGGAUGAGCACAUCCAAAGCCAGGCCUGUGGCUCUGGGCCACUCCAAGCCCUAUAGUGGGUGGUGUCAUUGCCCUCUCCUGCCUCCUGUGGACUCUGGUCUCUGGGACUGGUUACAAGGCCUUGUUAUCGUACAGCAUAUGCAUACCUCAGCCAUUCUGAGGCUCUCUGACCCCUGGGAUGCUGAUGCCUUCUUAGCUUCUAGGUACCCUCCUAUAGAGUGGAAAGCCUUUAGGAGUGUGCAGGGCCGAAUGGGUGACAGCAGAAGAGGAUGUUCUAGGAACAAGGAGUUGACAAGAGGCUCCAGAGAGCCCCUGCACCCACAAGGCCUCUUGACACCAGCUUGACUUCCCACAGCAGUAUCUGCCCUCUAAAUCUGGGAGUCUUUUGAGGAUGGGUGCUAAAGGGUCUGUGCUCCUGAGGCUGCAGGCAGCUUCCCAUCCAUCCUUGCGUUCACACCAGGAGCAUUUGCACAGAACACUGGGUCUCUUCAGUCUGGAAGAAAGGCAAUGUCAGUACCACACAGCACAGCAGAUAGCAUCAAAUAGAGCUAGUUAACUUGUCUUUUUGGUCUUGAUAGCAAGGGUAUUGUUUUAUUGAGACCUCAGUUUCCACUGUGUGGGGAGUAAGACAAUAAUAGAUACAGGUACUUUGAAACCACUAACCCUUCUUUACAUAGGGCAGAUAGGCCAGAGCAAGUCCUUUCUUAAUAAGAUGGCUGGCCUGGCCUCGCCAGCUGUCUGCAUGGUGAAGCUGCACCAAAGACAAGUGAAUAGGCUCUUCCUAUAGGGACUAGGGAGCCCACUCCUCAUGGGCUCUCUGGUGAAGAACAAAGGAUACCCCAACAGCCUCCCACCAUCACUGUACUCCACAGGCCUUGGUCUUUCAGUGCUCAAGGCAUGGUGUGGCAGUAGCUGCUCCCCCUACCACUAGGUGCCCCCCGUGGUAGUUGAGGGACAGAGGUGAUCUGUGUUUACAAGGGCAGUCAGACCACUCUCCCAUAAUAUUCUUCAAUAUUAGAUGAAUUCUUGGGCUGAAGGAGGUGCUGUCAGCUAGGCAGCCACUCUGGGUUUCAGAGACUAGUAUUGGUUUCAGUGUGGUCUCAUUUCCAUUGCCUUAAUGCUGGGUGGCCCAGGGCCUCAAGGAACUCUGGCUCCAAGCUCAGAAGUCCCACAAAGCAGCUAUGGGUAGGAGUGUCCUCAGAGGAGCUUCAGGUAGGACUGACUGUAGGAGGAGAUGAAGCCUUCACAACAGGUGGAUGGGUGAGGCAUGGCACACAUGCCCAUAGGUGCUCAUGGGAGGUGGCCUCCAUAGGAGGACGUCAUCUUCCCCCUGAGGACAUCUCAAAAAUAUGUAGUCCCUGGACCCAGGUAAAGGCUUCUCAGGGCAAGUCACGAAUUAUCAAGUCCUCUUAUCUGUAAGAAUAGCAAGAAAGCUGCUGUCUUCAAGAUCUGCUUGUCCAAGGAGGGUCACAGGCAGGGCACACGGCACACUGUGUUACAUUGCACUAAUCAUGAGAACCGGCUAGAGAAAGCCUUAUCAUCAGAAAGUCCCACAGUGUGUGACACCCACCACUUUUCAGCUUCUCGUGCAGCCCAGUGUGGGCUCUGAGGCCUCCUGGGGACUGGAGAUGGUUUUGUUCACUCGCGCCACAGGAGGAUGAAAGGGAUCUUUUGCAUAGCAGAGGAUUUUAUACAUAAAUAUAUUUUGUUUGAAAUGAGCCAUUCUCAAUAAAUAUUCUCACUGUACAGUGCUAA
Molecule: messenger RNA, 2964 nt
Organism: Psammomys obesus (fat sand rat)
Lineage: Eukaryota; Metazoa; Chordata; Mammalia; Rodentia; Muridae
Gene: Gucd1
Product: guanylyl cyclase domain containing 1
Exons: 6
Coding region: 161-883 (240 amino acids)
Source: RefSeq, a predicted model, not a curated record